GCAAACGUUAUUUAACAUUUUUAAAUAGCUAUGGAAAACAAUGCGUCGGCAUCGACAGAAACGAAAACGGACGCGAACAGAUGCAAGGUGUUAAUAAUCGGGGCCGGCAUGGCCGGUUUGUCGGCCGCCUAUCAUUUCGCGAAGAACGGUUUCCACGAUUUCAAAGUGUUGGAGGCGCGCGGUCGUAUCGGGGGCAGGAUCGUGCAGAUCGAAAUGGGCGAGGAAAAAGUUGAAUUGGGGGCCAACUGGAUUCACGGUGUCCUAGGAAAUCCAGUUUAUGAACUGGCUAUGCAACAUGGACUGGUGGACAUAAUGGCAAUUCCAAAGUCACACAAAGUCGUUGCAACCACUGAAAAGGGAAAACAAGUACCUUUUGCCGUUCUUCAAGAAAUCUACGAGGCUUAUUUGUGCUUCCUGAAACGAUGUGAAGAGUAUUUCAUCUCCCAAUACAUGCCCCCAGACGGAAUUGACACCGUGGGUGACCACAUAAAACUGGAAGUGAGCUUGUACCUGGACAAAAUAAAGGACGAACACGAACGUCACCUGCGACAACUAAUCUUCGACUGUCUCCUCAAACGUGAAACCUGCAUCUCCGGCUGUGACGACAUGAACGAAAUCGACCUGAUGGAGAUCGGCUCGUACACUGAACUGCAGGGCGGGAACAUCACUCUGCCUCAGGGUUACAGUGCGAUUCUGGGGCCGAUUUCCGCCCCAAUUCCCCCGCACAAUUUGCACAGGAAACACGCCGUAAGCUGCAUAAAAUGGAGGCGGAGGGAUAAGGUGAAACGGGACGGCUACGAGUCGGACGAUUCGGAUCGUACGGUUGUCGAUGAGAGUAGCAGGGAGUCGAGUGUGGAGAGAGAACCUGCGGACUUUAUGGUGGAAGUUAUUUGUGAGAACGGCGCAAGGUUCCAGGCUGACCAGGUCAUUUGUACUAUACCUUUGGGGGUGUUGAAAAGCAAAGCGGAGACUCUGUUUCAACCUAAGUUACCCGAGUAUAAACUGGACGCCAUCGAUCGGUUGUUAUUUGGGACAGUCGAUAAAAUUCUGUUGGAAUAUGAUAGGCCGUUCUUAAACCCAAACAUCACAGAAGUAUUAUUGCUUUGGGAACCUGAAACCGAAAAGACAGACGAUUACAGCAAAACGUGGUUUAAAAAGAUCUAUUCGUUUUCGAAAAUCACUGAAACGCUGAUUCUGGGUUGGAUCAGUGGCAAAGAAGCUGAGUACAUGGAAACGCUACCCAACGACAUCAUCAUCGAUACUUGUACGGAUAUUCUUAGGAAAUUUUUGUGUGAUCCGUACAUUCCAAAACCGAAAAGAUGCGUCUGCACGAGUUGGGCGAGUCAACCUUACACAAGAGGCUCUUACACAGCUAUAGCGGUUGGGUCGUCGCAAAUAGACAUCGAAUGCCUCGCGCAACCGUUAUUUUUAGACGAGAGUGAGACUAAGCCUGUGGUGUUGUUCGCGGGCGAACACACGCACACGAACUUCUACUCGACGGUCCACGGUGCGUAUUUGUCAGGACGAACGGCCGCUCAGAUAGUGAUGAGCGACGAUCAACCGGAGGAAAUUAUUGUCGACUGCGAGGAAGCGACGGACCUCAGUUCCUGGAUCCAGGGCAUCAACCUGGAGUGAAUAUCCAGCUGCCUUAAAAAUCAAUUUUUGUCUGUUUUGUGGUUUUCGGGGCGAACUGUUAAAACUUUUGUGUGUUUGAGGCUUGUUCAGUAUUUAUUUGGAUGGGUUGGACGGACUUUUGUUCUGUAUACUGCCAUAGAUUGUCUUGAGAGAAUGUGAUGUGUGUCUGUAAUUUUAUAGAUACUUUGAUAUUGUUCAGAUCUUUAUGUGCAUUGUAGAAACUACGGUACGCUGAGUAUUGGCCGCUUUUAAUUAUGAAUUUAGCGUGUAAAAUCUGAGAGAAAUGUUAAGAAGUGAUAAGAUUGUUAUUAUGAGGAUAAAAUUAUGCAUAUUUUACUAAUUCGGUUUUAAUAAUCCUCGGAAAAUGUGGCAAAUUUAAGCUAUUUUUGGCCUUACCAUUUAAGUAAAAGUAUUUUGUAUAUUUUAAGACACAAAGCCAAAUAUUUCCAAAGGCACAGUAGAAACUUUGUAUAUAUAAUUUUACUUCAUAAUAGUAUUAAUUUUGUAGGCUAUGAAAACAUCGCAUUUUUUUGUACAGACAUAUUAUUUAAUUGCUUGUACACAACCGACUUUUUUCUGUUUUGUUAUUUGAUUAUGUCUGUUUGUUACUCUUUUUAAGCUUACACUAGUCAUUUUUAACAAUUGUUUUAUUAAAUAAACUAUUUAAAUAUUAAAA
Molecule: messenger RNA, 2311 nt
Organism: Aethina tumida (small hive beetle)
Lineage: Eukaryota; Metazoa; Arthropoda; Insecta; Coleoptera; Nitidulidae
Product: spermine oxidase
Exons: 6
Coding region: 31-1635 (534 amino acids)
Molecular function (GO): polyamine oxidase activity
Source: RefSeq, a predicted model, not a curated record